AUGCUGCCCCAAGAUCUUCCGAAUCAAGUGCUGCACCAAGAUCAUCCGAAUCUAGUGCAGCCCCAUCUUCCGAAUCAAGUGCAGCCCCAAGAUCUUCUGAGUCUAGUGCUGCACCAAGAUCUUCCGAAUCAAGUGCUGCACCAAGAUCAUCCGAAUCUAGUGCAGCCCCAUCUUCCGAAUCAAGUGCAGCCCCAAGAUCUUCUGAGUCUAGUGCUGCACCAAGAUCUUCCGAAUCAAGUGCUGCACCAAGAUCAUCCGAAUCUAGUGCAGCCCCAUCUUCCGAAUCAAGUGCUGCUCCAAGAUCUUCUGAGUCUAGUGCUGCACCAAGAUCCUCUGAAUCCAGUGCUGCACCAAGAUCUUCCGAAUCUAGUGCUGCCCCAAGAUCUUCUGCAGCUUCUGAAUCAAGUGCUGCCCCAAGAUCUUCCGAAUCAAGUGCUGCACCAAGAUCAUCCGAAUCUAGUGCAGCCCCAUCUUCCGAAUCAAGUGCUGCUCCAAGAUCUUCUGAGUCUAGUGCUGCACCAAGAUCCUCUGAAUCCAGUGCUGCACCAAGAUCUUCCGAAUCUAGUGCUGCCCCAAGAUCUUCUGCAGCUUCUGAAUCAAGUGCUGCCCCAAGAUCUUCCGAAUCAAGUGCUGCACCAAGAUCAUCCGAAUCUAGUGCAGCCCCAUCUUCCGAAUCAAGUGCAGCCCCAAGAUCUUCUGAGUCUAGUGCUGCACCAAGAUCUUCUGAAUCCAGCGCUGCACCAAGAUCUUCUGCAGCUUCUGAAUCAAGUGCUGCUCCUAGAUCUUCUGAAUCUAGUGCUGCACCAAGAUCAUCCGAGUCUAGUGCUGCACCAAGAUCCUCUGAAUCCAGUGCUGCACCAAGAUCUUCCGAAUCUAGUGCUGCCCCAAGAUCUUCUGCAGCUUCUGAAUCAAGUGCUGCUCCUAGAUCUUCCGAAUCAAGUGCUGCACCAAGAUCUUCUGAGUCCAGUGCUGCUCCUAGAUCUUCCGAAUCAAGUGCUGCACCAAGAUCUUCUGAAUCCAGUGCUGCCCCAAGAUCUUCCGAAUCAAGUGCUGCACCAAGAUCUUCUGAGUCUAGUGCUGCACCAAGAUCUUCUGAGUCUAGUGCUGCACCAAGAUCUUCUGAAUCCAGCGCUGCACCAAGAUCUUCCGAAUCUUCCGAGUCCAGUUCUGCUCCAAGACCAAGAUCGUCUGCCGCUUCUGAAUCCAGCUCUGCCCCAAGACCAAGAUCUUCUGAAUCGUCCAGUGCUGCCCCAAGAUCUUCUGCAUCAUCUGAAUCCAGUGUUGCACCAAGACCAAGAUCAUCCGAAUCCAGUGCUGCUCCAAGAUCUUCAGAGUCCUCUGAAUCCAGUUCAGCUCCAAGACCAAGAUCGUCCGAAUCUUCCAGUGCUGCACCAAGAUCUUCUGCAUCUUCCGAGUCCAGUUCAGCUCCGAGACCAAGGUCUUCUGCCUCUUCUGAAUCCAGUUCUGCUCCUAGACCAAGAUCAUCCGAAUCCAGUGCUGCUCCAAGAUCAUCCCAGUCCUCUGAAUCCAGUUCAGCUCCAAGACCAAGAUCGUCCGAAUCUUCGGAAUCUAGUGCCCCUAGACGUCCAGAAUCUAGCUCUAGUGUGCGUUCAGAGUCUUCUGUUUCUGUUUCUCAUUCUGCCUCAGUCUCUGAAUCUAGUUUGGUUCUGGAACUGUCCAGUGCCGAGUCAAGAAAGGAAGGAUCCAGUUCUGUACCUAAACCUUCUCGUUCUAGCUCUGAAGAGGGUUCCAGCUCUGCCUCUAGAAAGCCUGUUAAUAGCUCAUCCAGUUCUGAACCUGCUUCUAGUGAGAGCUCUUCCCAUAGACCUAGCAGCGAGUCGUCUGCGGCUCCAGCAUCAAGAUCAAGCGAUUUGGCAAGACCUACAGCUAGUGAAAGCCACAAGUCAAGUUCAUCAGAAAGUUUUUCUGCAAAAUCUAGCUCGGAACCAAGUUCGAGCCACCGUUUGGGCACCAACCCGUCAAGCUCUAGAGAGUUAA
Molecule: messenger RNA, 1998 nt
Organism: Clavispora lusitaniae ATCC 42720
Lineage: Eukaryota; Fungi; Ascomycota; Pichiomycetes; Serinales; Metschnikowiaceae
Source: RefSeq, a predicted model, not a curated record